GCCGGUGGCUCCCCGGGGCCGGGCCCCGCCGAUGCCGCAUGCCCGGGCCCGCCGGCCCCAUUGGUCCCCGCAGUCACAUGCAGGGCGGCGGCGGGGCCGCCCGUUCCCUUCCUCCCUCCUUUCCUCCCUCCCUCGGCCGUGCUGAGCGCUGGGAGCGGCCGCGAUCGCAGCAUGAGCACCCUCAAGGUUUACAGCACCUCGGUGACCGGCUCCCGGGAGAUCAAAUCCCAACAGAGCGAAGUAACCCGAAUCCUCGAUGGGAAGAACAUCAAGUACGAGCUGGUGGAUAUCUCCCAGGACAACGCUCUGCGGGAGGAGAUGAGGGCAAAGGCCGGGAACCCCAAAGCCAUCCCGCCCCAGAUCGUCAACGGAGACCACUACUGCGGGGAUUAUGAGCUCUUUGUGGAAGCAGUGGAGCAAAACACCCUGCAGGAGUUCCUGAAGUUGGCCUGAGCCCUGGGCUCCCCUUUCAUCCUGGACUCUACCUGCAUCCCUGAGCACCCUCAUCUCCGACCACCUUCACUUCCAGGUUGUCAGCGCUGUCCUGACACCACGACCUAUAUCCCAGCACAGGGAAACCCAUGACCAAAACUACUCAUUGCAGCUGCCUGCGAUUCCCUCCUGCCUAACCCUGGUAUCAUCUCAGAGGGAUCCAAAGAAAGUCUGAUGCUCGCUGCGCAUGGCCUGUGAGCAAAGCUGGGCCUGGCUCACGGCAGCUUCCAGUGCCUCUGUACACAGCAAAGCCUCUGGGGCUGUGUGAAGUGCAGCCAUCUGUCAGCCCUCGCCUCUGCAGGGAGAGCUUCUGCUUCAGGAGGGAAGGGCUUAGGGUUGAUGUUACUUCCCACUUGUCCCAGUUGCUGUUAAAUUGUAAACCCUGCUGCCUCACUUCCCUUUUUUAUUUUACUUUUUUUUUAAAUUCAUCUCAACUGCACAGAUUAUGGCAACUAAGUCCUGUUUUGGGGGGGUUUGUCUUAAUUUAAUGCAAAAAUACUGCACAGAGCUGGGGUCUGAGCAUCCACCAGGGAGGCCCAGGGCUGGGGUGAAGGCUGGAGCUGCUCAGCAGGCUGCAUGGGGAGGAUGGAUGGGCCUAGAGGUGGGACCUGUGUUGCUCUGGUGCCAGGGCUCCCUAGUGAGUGUUAAUGGCUCAGGGCUGCUCCAGCACAGCUGAUGCUCCGUUGUCUUAUCUUUCCUCUUUAAGUUGGCUUUUGUUGCAACCCGGACCAAGUGCAUUUUGUUUUCCUGCCAAAAAGGAAGUUUAUAACCAGUGUUGUCUUUCGAGAUGCUAUUAAAUGUUACUGUACCUUU
This is a messenger RNA of Neopsephotus bourkii (Bourke's parrot), 1305 nucleotides long. It is a transcript of the gene SH3BGRL3, whose product is annotated as SH3 domain binding glutamate rich protein like 3. Gene Ontology annotation, cellular component: cytoplasm. The record is from RefSeq and is a predicted model, not a curated record. Lineage: Eukaryota; Metazoa; Chordata; Aves; Psittaciformes; Psittacidae. The coding region runs from base 172 to 453 and encodes 93 amino acids. The transcript is spliced from 3 exons.